CGGAGUAUAAGCAAUAAAAAUGGACCUUUUCUUUAAGGCUACCCUCUUGAAGACCCCAAUUCAAGCUUAUCGCUUUCCCCAAUUUUAACCAACCCCAAAACUAAUAGGUCCAGUAGCCUUAUCGGGUUUAAGCCCAAUUCUCUCUCUCAACAGUCUCUCUUCUCCGGCGGAAGCCCUAGAUCUGGCCCGUUUCCGGUGGGCUGAACCCCGUCGCUUCAGCUGCCGAUCGCAGACGUAGAGUCCGUUUUGACCUUUGGGUAUCUGUCAAAAUCGGAUUUUCUGAUCUGGGAUUCUCCCAAGGGUUUGAAUCUUGACUUUUUACUUUGCUUCUUUUUCUUGAUUAUACUUCUGUUUUGCCCAAUAGUUCAGGAUUUUGUCCGAAACCAGUUUCCUUAAUAUGAUUGUGCCGUAUUGUUUAUAAGUUUAAUCUCCUGGGCCUUUUAAAUCUGUAUUUAACUUUUUGUUUUAAUCUGUCGAUCCAGUUCAUCCGUAAACUAAUUAAUCUAUAGGGCCUGUUCUUACUUAUUUUUCUUGCACUGUCUUUCGAGAGCGCUUUUUAAUUGUGGCCACGCUGAUGUUUUCUGGGCUCGAUUUAGAUCUGAGUUGACGCCAAACUUUGUUUGAGUUUUCAGACCAGUUUGUUGAAUGUUCUUGACUCUUUAGAGGCCGGGGGGCUUAAAUGGAUGAAGGGCAAUUUGUCUUUUAAAGGGACCUUUACCUUAGGUACAUUUGGAGAGGAUUUUGCGCCAAGAGCAGAAAUCAUUGAUCUUGGUUGAAGAUGGCUACCCCUGAGGUUCCAACCACUCCAGAAGCUCCAGCUGAGAAUAAAGAAACAGAGGUUCACAACAGUAUAAUGGCUCAUGAUGGUAUGGCUGUCAAGAAUGAAGGGGAGUCUCAUGAUGAUAUGGCUGUCAAGAAUGAAGGGGAGGCUCCUGAUGACGAGAUGAUGUCACAUGCUGACAUUGUGGGCCAUGCUGAGAUCUUAGCACACAAUGAGACGGUGGUUCAUGAUGAGACGGUGGCUCAUGAUGAGACAAUAAUUCAUAAUGAGACAGUGACUCACUGUGAAGCAGUGGCUAAAGAUGAGACGGCCACUCUCAAUAGUAUGGUAGCUCAUGGUGGUGUUUCUGUGAAGAAUGAAGAGGAGGCUUCUUCUGAUGCACAUGCUGACAUUGUGGGUCAUGAUGAGGUCAUUACACACAUUGAGACGGUGGUUCCUGAUGCGAUGGUGAUUCAUGGUGAAAUGGUGGCUCCUGAUUCUAUUGUGGUUCAUGGUGAGAUGGUGGUUCAUGGUGAGAUGGUGGCUCAAGACGAUAUGAUGGCUCAUGAUGAGUUGGUGGCUCAGGGUGAGAUGGUGUCUCAAGAGGAUAUGGUGGCUCAAGAUGAGGUGAUGGUUCGAGAUGGGGUGAUGCCUAACGGUGAGAUAAUGACUCAUCAUGAGAUAGUCCCACACGAUGCGAUUCUCUUCAACAACGAUAUGGAUCACAAUGACAUAGUCCCAAUAGAAGCACGUAUCCAUUAUAUCGAGACGCCACCCAACAGUUCAGAAGCACAGCCAAACAAGCGCAGGAAGAAGAAAUCCAUUGUCUGGGAGCAUUUCACGAUAGAGGCGGUCGGGGAUGGAUGCAGACGGGCCUGCUGCAAAGAUUGCAAACAAUCCUUCGCUUACAGUCAGGGCACAAAAGUGGCGGGGACAAGUCACCUCAAACGCCACAUCGCCAAGGGUGCCUGCCCCACAGUCUUACGUGCAGCUCAGGAUCAGAUAAACAACGACAAUAACAACAACAGCCCCUAUACCCCAGUAGCCCUAAAAAGUGCCCCAAAACGAAGCGGGUCCGAUGGUGCGACCCAAACGCCCCCAAUGAAGCGGCGAUACCGAACUGGCGCUGCAACGCCUUUCUUCUCCUUCGAUCCUGACCGUUGCCGCCAUGAGAUAUCCAGGAUGAUCAUCAUGCAUGAGUACCCACUUCACAUUGUGGAGCACUCAGGGUUCGUCUCAUUUGUCCGUAACCUCCAACCACGGUUUGACAUGGUCAGCUUUAACACUGUCCAGGGAGACUGCAUAGCGACUUACCUCAGAGAGAAACAAUCUGUUCAGAGGAUGAUCGAGGGCAUGCCCGGGAGGAUCUCUCUCAUGUUGGAUGUGUGGUCUUCAUGUCACAGGGUCGGGUAUGUUUUCAUUACCGGGCAGUUCAUUGAUUCGGAGUGGAAGAUUCACCGCAAGAUUCUUAAUGUCAUCAUGGAGCCGUCUCCCAACUCCGAAACUGCUUUUGGCUACUCCAUUGCCGCCUGCCUCUCCGACUGGGGUAUGGAGGGGAAGCUGUUCUCAGUAACUGUCAACCAACGUUUGACUGAUCCGGCAGCGGAUAACAUCCGAGCGUUACUCUCUGUCAAGAACCCUUUGAUUCUCAACGGGCAGUUGUUGCUCGGGAACUGCCUUGCCCGUACUUUAAGUAGGAUUGCGGUGGACGCAUUGAACUAUGUGGACGAAUCCGUCAAGAAAGUAAGAGACAGCGUGAGGUAUGUGAAGACUUCAGAAUCCCACGAGGAGAAGUUUAAUGAGCUGAAACGGCAUCUACAGGUUCCGACCAUGAAGAAUCUUUCACUGGAAGAUAAAACACAAUGGAACACCACAUAUGAGAUGUUACUGGCUGCUUCUGAGUUGAAGGAGGUUUUUUAUUGUUUGGACACUUCGGAUCCUGAUUACAGGGGUGGCCCGUCUAUGGAUGACUGGAAACGGGUCGAGACACUGUGUUCGCACUUGAGAAUCCUAUUCGACACUGCCAACCUCCUGACUGCCACGGCGACAGUCCCCACCACGAACACGUUCUUCCAUGAAGCAUGGAAGAUUCAAUUGGAGUUGGCCCGUGCAGCCGCCAGCGAUGAUCCGUUUGUCAGCAGUCUCACAAAACCGAUGAAAGACAAGUUUGAUGAGUACUGGAAGAGUUGCUGUCUUGUUUUGGCAAUUGCGGUCGUUAUGGACCCACGGUUCAAGAUGAUGCUCGUCGAGUUCAGUUUCAAAAAGAUCUAUGGUGAGGAAGCGUCAGAGUACGUUAGGAUCGUUGAUGAGGGGGCCCAUGAGCUGUUCUUGGAAUACGUUUCGGAAGAAGCAGGCAUGAAGCGGGCAGCUAAAACCGAAGAUGCGGGAGCCACGGGUAAUGGACUAGGGUUUUCGGAUUUUGACAUGUACAUAAUGGAGACGACGAGCCAGCUGGCAAAAUCUGAGCUGGAUCAGUACUUGGAGGAGUCUUUGUUGCCGCGGGUCCACGAGUUUGACGUGAUCGGGUGGUGGAAGGUAAACCGGAAGAAGUACCCGACACUUUCUAAGAUGGCCCGUGAUGUUUUGACGGUUCCGGUGUGCACAGUCCCACCAGGCUCGGUUUUCUGCACUGUUGAAAAAGAGAUGGACCGUUACAGAUGCUCGUUGCGGCCUGAGACCGUGGAGGCCUUGAUAUGUGCCAAAGAUUGGCUUCAGAGUGAAUCUGCAGAGACUAUUCACGAGCCUAUAAAAAUGGAACUCCCAAUGUAGUGUUUUGUUGUGUAUUGAUGUGGGUUUCAAGUACUAGUGGUAGAGGUAUAAGAAAUGGAUGCAGUAGUGAAGAGAUUGGUUCUGAGUUAGGCUGUAUAAUGUUUAUCUUUGGCCAGAUCUUACAUUUGAGUUUUGAACGGUCUGUUAAGUGUGAUGAUAACCCUUGCGGGCGCAAACACUCAAAUUAUGUACUUAAUUUAAAAUUAAAUAUACGGGUAUAUUUUUUAAUGAAUUAGAUUGUUAUGCACGAUGGGAAUAGCA
Molecule: messenger RNA, 3790 nt
Organism: Cuscuta europaea
Lineage: Eukaryota; Viridiplantae; Streptophyta; Magnoliopsida; Solanales; Convolvulaceae
Source: the annotation of a GenBank genome assembly